UAAAAAUCCACGGUCGGCGAACUUCACCUCUUGUUUUCGUUGCGUUAUAAAUCCCAAAUACUCGAAUCAUCAACUAUGUGAAUAUUCCCAGCAUCUGCUUGAAAGAUAGAUACUCUCAGCCAGCUAAAAAGCGGAUUUUCUAGAAGAGAAAUUUAAUGUGAUGCCUUAGAGACAAGACUCUGAGAAGAUCUGAGACACCAAAAGAAAAGCCGCUAAGUGUGACCGUUUUCACGAUACAGCCAGCUGAAAUUCUGGAUAGCAACUAUAGUUGUAUAAUCAAGACAGUCCGAGAUAUUGUUCAGUGUCUAUGCGUGGGUUAUUAGACGUCUUUUAGCGUGGWAUUUCUGGGGAUAUUUUUCUGCUUGAACUCAAAUAAAACAAGCAUCUUCAAAGGUUAAAGUUGUUGACGCGAUAUGGACCUUUAGUAACUUAUAGAAAUACGCAAAAAAACGAGUUGAAAUCCUUCUUUAAAGACACUAAACACCCUCCAAAUUAAAUCAAGAUUUUUUGAGACAGUCGUAAAAAAACCCAGAGUACAGUGUGUCAAUCAAACAGCUCCAGAAUGGCCAGCCCUUUACAAAACAAGACAGUUGAGCAAGAAAUCGUAGUUGCCUCUGGAAUGAUCCCACGCAGCCCAAUUGUGUCCAACGGUGGUGGAACAAACCAAGUCCUUCAGACCAAAGGCAAAGAAGACAAGCCUCUUGAACCAGGAGUUACAAUGGUCUAUACUUCAGCACUGAGCAGUAAUUUAAGCCAGCUUGCUGAGCUUGCCGCUAGUCAAGCCCCAAGUCAGACAGGCCAGUUCAUCCCUACCAGCCUACAAUUCCAGCAACAAGCCAAUCCAAAUCCAGGURUUACAGGUGGUGUGAAGUAUGUGGUUCCUGGACAAAACGUCCCUCUUCCAUUGGGACCCCAACAAACGCAAAUACAGAACCAAAAUGCACUAUUCCCAGCAAACAUUCCACCGCCAUUUCAGAAGGGAUCGAUAAUUCAGUUAAAGAGUGGGGAACUUAAGAGAGUGGAAGACUUGAAGACAGAAGACUUUAUUCACAGCGUUAACCUUUGUCCUGAGGUCAAGCUAGAAACUAGUACUGUGAUGACCAUCYGUAAGAAUGACGAAGUCGGGAUGUCGCUAAUUGGAUUCUCUAUCAAUAGUACAAAAGUUCAGGUGACGCUGUCCUGUGCCGUAGAGCAUCCUUUUUUYGUGUGCGACAAGGGAUGGUCAUCGUGUGCGCCUGACAAGUCCCUGCAAACGUUUUCCCUACAGUGUAGCCAAUUAGUUGUUGGUGAUGUUUGUAUAUUCCUYUCUCCAAGUGCCACUUCACAAGCUCYGACCCCAGCUGGAAGACCACAGAUACCAACUACUACUUUAGYUUCACCMGAGCAAGUACAACAGAGCACACUCGUUAAUCAAGCACAACAUCAAGUACAAGUGCAAGCCGAGGAGGCUGCAAAUGCUGCUGGGGUAAUUGUGAAUAUGCUACCUCAAAAACAAACACAGUCAAAUAUUGYAGCCRCACCCACGCCGCCMCAGAUGUCAUCAAAUGCUCAGGCUUCCRGUGUAACCAUGACAACAUCCUCACAGCUGUCGUCAGCUAUACCAGCAGGAAGUACUUUAAUUUAUGAUCCCCAGUUUGGCAUCCUGCGACCACAGUCUUUCCUAAACCAGCAGAUCAUUGGGACCACUAUCGAUGGAAAAACAGUUCCYGUCCAGGGAGGGCUACCUCCAUUCUACCAAACCCUCCCAGCAUCAUUAGUUUCUUCCUUACCUACGCAAACCAUGACACAAAGUCCRAGUGUCCCAGCUGCCGUUGGUAAUGGAUUACUGGUCACUACUGUAGGUAUCAUACCUGGACAACAAGGUAUUAGGAUGGCCCAGCCAGGAAUGAUUUAYGCCAGUCAGCUAUCAGAGAUGGCACACAAACAGGGACACGAAACUAACGAUGGUCAACUUUCAAAUAUAAGUGUCGAACAAAGACCCGAUUCUCAAACAGACGUGGGUCCAUCCGAGGCAAAGAGAGCRAAGACCGACGGCCAGUGAUGACCAAAUUAUCCUGUAAUUAGUUUCAGUUGGUAGUUAUGUUAUUAUAAAUACUAUCUUCCUUGUGUGGCGAGGCAAGUAUUGUCAUGUUAAUAUUUGUGUACAUUACUAUUAAUGAAGUUGUGAGACAAUGAGAUUUUAUCACGUAUUAAUUUACAGUCAACUCUYGUUACAGCAGACACCCUUGGGACCGUCACUUCAUGUCYGUAAUAGUGAGUGUCCGAAAUAGCGAAAAUUAUUUAUGGUCAUUUCUUUGUCAAUAUUUUUGUCCAGGAUAUUUCUCCUGUCUGUAAUAGCAUAGUGUCCACAAUAUUGCGGUGUCCGCAAGGCGAGAGUUGACUGUACUAGCAUUAUUGUCAAAGUGCGACCAUCAUGAAGUUUCAUGUCUYAUUUGCCGACUAGCAUUUCAAUGACUGUCAAUCAAAGAACUGAAAUCUUAAAAAAACGAUCAAACAACAAUUAAACAAUCUUCAGGGAAUGUAGUCUGAAUUAAAGCUUUUAAUUCUCCAAUCCUCUAAAUGUUUUUUUUUGUUCUUCGAUUAACGGUCAUUCAAAUGGAACGAUGAGACAUCAAAUUUCUCGUGUCACACUUCAACAAUAAUACAUCUCUGUACUACUUCUUCAAGAUUGCAUGCAACAUUAUGUUGAACAACACGAUUGUGUUGUCUCGUACAAGUUCACAAUUUGUGAGCAUAUGUGCCAUGUUUCCCAGUCAAAAGGAAUGAACUAGAAUUUGAUGUCUAGGACAUAUUAUUACAAUGCAACUACUGUAACCAGGGCAAAYUAGACCAGUUAGACAAGAGAACCAAUUAAAAUGUAGAAUGAAAACAAUGCAUUCCAACUUUGGGUAGUGGAGCCACUCAGAAACCUAGACUGGUAAUUUGACCCUGUUACGUGUAAACAAGUUGAUAGCCAUUGUCAYUUUCUCKUGGGAAUAAAAAGAUAUCUUGAAAGGCUAUUGUUUACAGCURCUUUCUGAUUGGCUCAACUACCCAAAGUCGGAAUGUAUUGUUUUUAUUCUACAAUUUGAUUGGCUCUCACUUUCUAAGUGGCCCUGGUCAUAGUACUUGCACUGUAAGGGGAAACAUUCGCUCCAUGUGUGAACAGAUUUUGCAUGAUUGUGAAAAACUUAGAGAUGUCAGGGUGGGUAAUACGAGACCCCAAAACUAUUGUAAGUAGGUUGUAGAUAGCUUAUCACUUGCAGGGCUCGAAAUGUGGCCUGCCAAUGGCCAAAUUUCAGGUCUGGCAGGCGAAAAUAAGGAUGCACUGCCAAAUGAAUAAUAAAAUAACAUGCAAAAUUUA
Actinia tenebrosa (Australian red waratah sea anemone) is the source of this 3343-nucleotide messenger RNA. RefSeq lists its product as uncharacterized. Lineage: Eukaryota; Metazoa; Cnidaria; Anthozoa; Actiniaria; Actiniidae. The record is from RefSeq and is a predicted model, not a curated record. Gene Ontology annotation, molecular function: RNA binding; protein binding. Gene Ontology annotation, biological process: regulation of DNA-templated transcription.